Podospora pseudopauciseta is the source of this 903-nucleotide messenger RNA. RefSeq lists its product as uncharacterized. The transcript is spliced from 3 exons. The coding region runs from base 1 to 903 and encodes 300 amino acids. NCBI's taxonomy places the organism in Eukaryota, Fungi, Ascomycota, Sordariomycetes, Sordariales, Podosporaceae. The record is from RefSeq and is a predicted model, not a curated record.
AUGGCUACCGCGCGACCUUCAUCUGGGAGCUCUUUCUCUAUGGCCUCGGCGCCCUCCUUUGCAUCCCCGCUACAAUCGCCCACUCCCUCACCGGCCGGCUUCUGCAUCUUCAUCUUCAUCAUCGGCAACGGCCUCGGCUCCCUAGAGACCGCCGCAGACCCUUACAUAACCGCCCAAGCCUUCAGCGGCAUAGGCGGCAUCGUCGCCCCCCUUAUAGGUUCAUUCGUCUUUUUCGGCUUCGACAACGAGGAGAGAGCGCUUCAGAAUGUCCAGUGGGUGUACAUGUCCAUCGCCAUCUUUGUCUUCAUCCUUGCGGGUGUUUUUAUCCUGGCGGAGAUACCUGAGAUGACCGACGCGGACAUGGCGCUGCAGGAGGAGGCUGCUGCGAAGAAGGGCAGGGUGUUGGGGACGGAAGCGUAUCAAGUUUAUGUUGAGGAGCAACCACAUGCUAUUGGGCCAGUAGCAAAGGAGUUGCUUUUUCAUGCGGCGUUUGCCGAGUUUUGUUAUACUGGGGCGUAUGUUGCUGUUGCGAGGAUCAUGACUUGUGUGAAGGCGAGGAAAGUCUUUUUGGGGUUUGUGACCAUGUGUUGGGAUUUGACCGCUCCGGCGAUCACGCAGAGGGGAAACGUGGGGAUGAGUAUGUCGUUUGUUGUUUUGUUCUUUGAGAGUAUUUGGUUUCCUACGAUUGUGGCUUUGGGGAUGAGGAGGUUGGGGAGGCAUACCAAACGAGGGGCGGGGAUCAUUACUGGGGUUUUUGGGGGUGCGGUGGUGCCGCCUUUGUUGGCUGCUGUGGCGGAUAGUGACCGGGGGAGGAUGGGGACGGCGUUGGGCAUGCGGUGCCGAUGGUUUCUCUUUGGCAAGGUGGACGUAUGCGUUGGCGGUGCAUUUUUCGGGACGGUAUAG